AUGGACGCUAAGGACGAAGCCAAUGACGCCGCCCUAGCGAACACAUUACUCACCGGAGCGAAGUGCAAGAAGCGCAAGAAUAUAAAGGCUGAGUUGCUUAAUGCGGCUUACCAUCGUCUCGAAAGCCCGAAAAUUACGUAUAAGACUUUCAAAAACAAUCUAAGUGAAGCCUCAAAAUUUCACCAAUAUCUCGGGGCCCUCAUAGUUUUCCUCCCGUUUGGCGAGGCCAAGGUCACAAAAUUGAACUCGAAGGGCGUCAAGAAGCACCUUGAAGCCCACACUCAAUAUCAGGAUCUGUCGCAAACAGGGCAAGAGUUUCUUAAAUCGAUCUUCACGGGUGAUGCAUUUGCCAAAAGGAUUUGGGAAAUCCACCCUUUCAGCCAAGGUUUACCUCUGGAGCAUCAAGUCGCCCUCCUUAGAAUCAAGUCUUCAGAUCCUCUGCCUGGCAACUAUCGAGUUGAUCAACGUGGACAUGUCGUCCUUUCGAGCCCGCUUCCAAAACCAUCGUCCUUCCCUACCAAGGUACCGAACGCAGACUGCACAGAAGCAACCUCACAACCAUGUUUACCAUUCUCGCCCAUAUUGUUCGUAUCACCAUUCAACUUGCAAGACAAAGACAACACCGAGGCAGGCGGAAUCGAAGCGUCCCCACACCCAUCUCUUCUAGCGCCCUCCGAUUUCCCACCACUGCCUUCAUCGUCAUCUCCUUGGUCACUGCCGGCAACACCAGCCUUAUCCAACCCUCUCCCUCUCCGGUCAUCAUCAACCUUGGUGGUUCCGACCUCCUGGCUGACCGACAAUGUCAUCGAUGAGUAUAUGGGUGACCUCGCCAAGAAGCACGGCUUCUGUUUCUUCAACAGCUGUUUCUUCAAUCAGGAGAGGCCCAUUAACAAAAAGUGGAAGGCCGAGCAUGGUGAUCCCUUGACAGAUCUAGUAAUGAUCCCUAUCAACCACAAUCAUCACUGGUACCUAAUGGUCAUGUACAAGCCAUCCAACUCUUUAGUUGACACCGAUCGAACCGUCUGCUUUCUUAAUUCCUGGGAGAGCGUGGCCUCGUACGCCCAAAAUUUCGAACGUUGGCUCGCAUAUCUCAACGAUCUUGGGUGGAAAGGUCGGGUAGAGGAAACUCAGAUACAAGUUCCCCAGCAGACCAAUGGUUCCGACUGUGGAGUUUAUGUCCUGGCAUUCGCUAAAACGAUUGCAGACAACUACAGCGCGUUUUUGUCUAGCCCUAGUAACCUUCUCCAGGACUUCUGGAACUUCGACGCGCGAGAGUUUCGCAAAACCAUAGCAGCCGCCGCCAUUAGUGGGCCUGUUGACAACCGAGUCGUUGCUUCCAACAGAGGGAUAGACAACCAUGACGACACUGUCAUCAACUCAAGCGAGAAUUUCCGCAUCGCCGACCUCUCAGCUCUUCCAUAUCCCUACCAGGGGGGCAAACGAAAGAGUGGCUCAUCAGCAACUGCUCGGAACGUAUCUUCCUCACUGUCGCCAGCAGACUCAUUAUGGGACUCAUCAGAAGGGGUCGUGGUGGAGAGAGCACAAUGCGCUCCCUUAAGGGUAAAACGACGAAAGAUAUUGUUACCAACCACAAGAGCGUACAACGACGGGGUCAUGACUACUGAUGUGGUGACUGUGCUAAGAAAAGGUCUCGCGACAGUUGGCGAUGAAAUUACAAUGGCUGAAACCGAGACUGCUCCCCUGAACGUCUCUUUGUCAUUGUCCCCAACAGAACUAUUUUCCAAUCCGGGAGCAUCCAUACAGCAAAAUAGCAACCGGAUUGCACCGAAGGAGAUUGACGCUUCAAGCAACAACCUCCGCGUCGAAAACCAGAGGCGUGGCUCGUCAGCCUUUGCUUCCUUGAACGCCUCUUCUCUGUCGUCACCAGCAGAGCUAUUCCAGGACUCAUUAGACGAGGGUGCGGUGAUGAAAGCACAGCCCGCUCCCACUAAACGACCUUUGUCAGCCGAAGACCAAAGAGCUGAUAACGAUGUGGCUAUGACCGAGGGAAUCUACGUCAACCUCCAUAUCAGAAUUGCCAUCUACCCAAAUUCAUUCAACCGAUAUGGCGAGAGAGAAAGUCCAAACCAUACUUGUGGCUGGGCUCCAAUAAUGAUGUUCAGGAAUUUCCCCUAUGAGCUCGAGACGGUGGCCGGUGACGAACAAGCUCCCUACAGCAUGCAAACUAGCGAUGAGGCCUGUCCAGGUUUAGUCGACGCGGUGGACAGGCUUCAUACGGAUGGAUACUUACAUUGGAACGACAGCUUUGCCGCUAAAGCUUUGAAGACUAUCCAGGAAUUAGAUAACUUCGCCCAGGGACUCGGCAUCCUUCGUUCUAUGUUAUCAAGCACGCAGCUGCGAGAAUUUCUCAGGAAGUGGUUUGCGCCAAGCGAAGGACCGUACAUAAUAGGACAUUGCUUCUAUUAUAGCGAUACUGGAACAGGGGGACUUCCGAUCUUUCUUCGACGUAACAUUGGUCAAAGCGAUCGUUUUUUGGGUUUACAUUUACUCACUGCGAAUGCAAGCGUCCGGUAUUUUGUCGGGUCCCAUGGAGUAGAUUGGGCUCCGACAGAGGAGACGCUUCUGUUCAAGAAUGAUCAAUCGGCGCUUAAACAGUACCCAAGUAAACGAAUGUCAGAUGGUUUCUCCUCUAGCGCGCUAUUCGAUCCCAGUCUUAACCACCAAAUCGAAGCUGGUGUAGCCCUGACUAUUAUAGUUGGCCUGCCACAGACGUUCGUGGGGUUUCCGCAGUUGAAGCUGAAUAAUCCAUAUGUAAGAGGAAUUGUCGAGGCGAUGAGGAAGGAUAUUGGGAUUGGCUGGAACUUGGAAAUGGAAUCCGAUCCCAAAAACACUCUUGAAUGUCUGAGAUCCGACUCAAUUCGGGCAGGUGUUUCCCAUAGUAUUGACAAGGUGCGAUGA
Messenger RNA from Pyricularia pennisetigena, 2919 nucleotides. RefSeq lists its product as uncharacterized. Gene Ontology annotation, cellular component: nucleus. Bases 1 to 2919 code for a protein of 972 amino acids. Gene Ontology annotation, molecular function: deSUMOylase activity. Lineage: Eukaryota; Fungi; Ascomycota; Sordariomycetes; Magnaporthales; Pyriculariaceae. Gene Ontology annotation, biological process: protein desumoylation. The transcript is spliced from 8 exons. The record is from RefSeq and is a predicted model, not a curated record.